AUGGCGGCCCCAAAUUACGGAGUAGUUGAUCGUUGGUACCUCGGAAUAUGGCACCGGAGGUUUCCUAAGGAAGUCGUGUGGGUUGCGAACAGAGAGAGCCCACUCUCCGAGCCCAACGGAAGCCUCACGAUCUCGAAAGGUAACCUCGUCCUCCUAGAUAAGUACGGUACGCCUCUCUGGUGGACGAACCAACCUAGCACAAGUCUCAAGAGGUCGCUAUUGAUUGGAGAGUUAAUGGAGAACGGGAAUCUUGUGCUGCGCUAUGCUAACGAGGACUCAUCAGCAGGGUUUCUUUGGCAGAGCUUUGACUUUCCGACAGAUACUCUCAUCUCCGGCAUGAAGCUCGGCUGGGACGCCAAAUCAAACAUAAACAGAGUCUUGCAAUCUUGGAGAAGCGACGACGAUCCUUCGUCAGGGGAUUAUACAUACGGUGUAGAACGUAAUGAGCUUGUGCAGAGUUUCAUUCGAAAGAAAGGUGUGCCCGAAUUCCGGAAUGAUCCAUGGAUGACUAGAAACGACAUAGACGAGGGAAGCGGCAAGUUCACCUACGGGAGGUACAAGAUCACGGUGACCCCAGAGGAGGCCACUUAUUACUUCACUCUCUCCAACGAUACAAUCUUCUCACUUCUGAAACUGACUGCUGGGGGCUUCCUGAAUCGGACUACGUGGAUUCCAAAACCACAGCAAAGGUGGAAACCGGUGGAGCGUAUAUUACCCGAUGACGCGUGCGGUAAGUACGGGAAAUGCGGAGAAAAUGGUGUGUGCGACACAACCACCUCAAGAAUCUGCAACUGCUUACCAGGGUUUAAGCCGAGAGACCACGAAGCAUGGGGUUCGCUAGACUGGGCUGGUGGGUGUGAGAGGCAAUCAAGGUUGAACUGCUAUACAGAUGGCUUUGUGCGGCUUGGGACGAUGAAGUUGCCUGAUGCUUCAAAGUCUAUCGUCGACAUGGGAAUCGGGCUCAAGGAAUGCGGAGAGAAAUGCCUCGGAAACUGCAAAUGUAGAGCAUAUGCAAACGCGAAUAUGCAAAAAGGCGGCUCAGGCUGUGUUAUUUGGGUCGGAGAGCUCCUCGAUCUCCGCAAGAACAACUUUGCCGGCCAAGAUCUCUUCGUUAGAAACAAGAUCCCACCGACUCCAAGUGCCACUACUGAAGCAGCAGCACCCAUCGGCGCUUUCCAAUGUGCGCCCAUGGAGCUAGUUAAGAUUGCCUCUGCCACCGGAAACUUUUCUGAUUCCAACAAGAUCGGGCGAGGAGGUUUCGGUAUCGUCUACAAGGGGACGUUACUUGACGGGCAAGUAAUCGCAGCUAAAAGGCUGUCCAAAAGGUCUGAUCAAGGGAUCGAAGGUUUCACCAACGAGGUGAAGAUGAUCGCUAGCGUCCAGCACAGAAAUCUUGUCCAGCUUUGA
Molecule: messenger RNA, 1407 nt
Organism: Microthlaspi erraticum
Lineage: Eukaryota; Viridiplantae; Streptophyta; Magnoliopsida; Brassicales; Brassicaceae
Source: the annotation of a GenBank genome assembly